This is a messenger RNA of Mobula hypostoma (lesser devil ray), 1047 nucleotides long. RefSeq names its product DnaJ (Hsp40) homolog, subfamily C, member 4 (gene dnajc4). Bases 153 to 905 code for a protein of 250 amino acids. Lineage: Eukaryota; Metazoa; Chordata; Chondrichthyes; Myliobatiformes; Myliobatidae. The transcript is spliced from 7 exons. The record is from RefSeq and is a predicted model, not a curated record.
UAAAAGUGGGGGGGGGAGAGAGGUGGGGCGACCCCGGCAGCUGUUUUCAUGACAACCGCUUUAAAGGCGCCGAGCAGAGGUGGGCGACUGUUUGGACUGACUUCCACCGCGCACCGUUGACAGAAAAUCUCUCGGGGUUAAAACUCUGGGAGAUGCUGCUGGGUGCCCAGAUGUUAGCCUGCAAGUGUUGCCAAAGGUGCAGAGUGUCCUCCCGGAGGUUCUCCACCGCGUUGCACAGAUUCAGUAGCACCACCUACUACGCUGUUCUUGGGAUCAAACCAGAUGCAACACUUGAAGAGAUCAAGAAGGCUUUCCGUGAGCAGUCAAAGAAGCUCCAUCCAGACAUCGACCUGGCCAACCCCAACCUGCACGCCCAGUUCGUACGGCUGAACGAAGCGUACAGCGUGCUGAGCAAGUUCAGCAGUCGCGCGGAGUACGACGCAAAGCUGAGGAUGCAACGGCGCGCCCCCUUUGGAGAACCGUUCGAUCCGCGGGCGCACAGCAGCAAGGACGACCCGUUCUUCUACCAUGUCAACCCAACCUCAAGCUACGGCUUCAGCAAGUCCGACGAGCAGCGAUACUGGGAGCAGUUCCGGUACCCAACGGAAGAGAGUGACGCCUAUCGGGGCACAAGGAAGCGCAAGAAGAAUCUGAAGGCCUUUGGUUACUGCGUCUUCAUUAUGUUGGCUGGAGUAUUCAUCCACUACGUUGGCUUCAGGAAACUUGAAGAGGUUCACAGUAACUUCAUGGACCAGAAGGACCGAGUUAUCAGAGAGAUCUAUAACGAGUCCAAGGAAAGAGCAAGGAUGAACGGCUUCAAGAAGCAGCAAGAGAUCCUUCGGCAAAAGCACGCGGACUUCAUGGAGAAGUACAGGGCAAAGAAGCAAGGGGACGCUGAUAAAUAAAGCACACUCCAGGGCAAACCGCGGUCUCUGUGCCUGUCUCCAGUGGCAUCCCCCUGUUGUACCAAAACUGGCUUCCGUUCAACUGCGGACAGCACAGUGCACCCACUUUACAAUAUAAAUUCUCUGAUUCUCAGAGUCACAA